AUGGUCAUGUACUUUUCUGUGGACUGGCUGGCCCAGAGCCAUCACAACACCGCGCCGAGCGAGGAGCACGGAGCUGGCACGGAACCUUCGCCGACCUGCAGACCUCACAUCCCCUGCAUGGUGCAGCCACGACCGCCGACCCUUGGCAAGAGUCACCUGCAGCCCAAACCUAAAGCCUUAAAGCCUGUUGUCAUGCAGAGCAGCAGACAGCAGGAUUCUAGCCUGAUGAGCUCACCUCUACAUCCACGAAACUGCUCCUCACCGAUUUCAGAAACGAGCGGGUAUUCCUCCGGGUACGAGAGCGAGGCCGCCUCCUCUGAGUAUCUCUCCGUUGAUGAGGGGUGCGAGGCGGACAGAGACGGACCCCAGCGCCGAGUGCGCACAAAGUUCACCAACGAGCAGAUCGGUAAACUGGAGAAGAUCUUCAACAAGCACAAAUACCUUGACGCAGGAGAGAGAGUGAAGAUAGCGCUGAAACUGAACCUCACAGAGACACAGGUGAGGACUUGGUUCCAGAACAGAAGGAUGAAGCUGAAACGUGAGGUUCAGGACUACCUAGCCCCCCAAGUCCCCCCAGUUAUGUUCCGGCCUCUGGCCCCGGGUCAGUACCACAACAUAGCCGCUCAGCGACCCCACUACCACGCGACCGGCCCGGCCUUCUACCCUCUCCCCGUCCCGCAGCUGGUCCUCCAGCCUCAGAUGUCCCCUCACCAUUUUCCUCAUGGCGUCAUCCACAGCCAACAUUUCUACUGAAAGACUUGAAAAAACUAGAGACUUCUUUCUACUUGAAACACUUAGAAUCCAAAAAGUGCA
Messenger RNA from Labrus bergylta (ballan wrasse), 813 nucleotides. RefSeq names its product homeobox protein pv.1-like. Lineage: Eukaryota; Metazoa; Chordata; Actinopteri; Labriformes; Labridae. Gene Ontology annotation, biological process: regulation of transcription by RNA polymerase II. The record is from RefSeq and is a predicted model, not a curated record. Gene Ontology annotation, molecular function: DNA-binding transcription factor activity, RNA polymerase II-specific; RNA polymerase II cis-regulatory region sequence-specific DNA binding. Gene Ontology annotation, cellular component: nucleus.